UGUGGUUCGAGUUUUGCCUCCGGGUCGUGAGCUUCGUGCUGAUUAAAACCUCAGCCUUGUGGCACUAACUGCUGCUUGUUCAAAGCGGCGUGAAUAAAAUACAACAUUAUACCUAGGCUGGAUCGCCAAGGCUACAGGUCUCCAGGUUCAACUUGAAGUCGAUGAUGUUCGAAAGCAAAGUCCAAGUCCGCGUAGUGGUGUCGCAGUAAGCCGGUUCACGACAUUCCUUCCAAUUCGCAUCCAAAUCACGUUUCAACAAAAACGUGCUCUCAAAUCACCGUCACGAUUGAAACACCAGCAACAUUACCUCCAAGUUGCCUCUUCAGCUUCGCUUUCUUGGUCAAAAAAUAAAACAAUAUCAAAAUGGACGACGUUGAACUCAACAUCACCCAGCAGGACAUCGCGCGCCUGACCCCUGCCGAGCAGUCGCAGCUCCAGACCUUCGUCCAGGUUCAGAUGCAAAGAGCGCAGAUCCAGAAGAACAUUCACGAAAUGACGGAAAUGUGCUUCAAGAAAUGCAUCACCGGCUCGAUAUCUGGGGGCAAGUUGGCCCCCAAGGAAGAGACGUGCAUGUCCAACUGUGUGGAAAGAUUCAUGGAUACGAAUGUGACGAUUUUGAAACACCUGGAUGCCAUCCGUGCGGGACAAUGAUGGCAUAAGGCACGACGAGUUUUUGAAAAUGCGAAACUUUUGUACAACUACAAGAUUUGAUGUAAUCGUGGUUGGGGUUCUGCCGCAAUAGGACAGUCCGGGGGAAAUACUCGGAAGGAGGAUUGCAUUGUCCGGCAGAUCGCUUCGCAUAUGUAACAUCACAUCGGGAUAGAGGUGGCAGACACGUCCUCCGAGGGCGUUGCCGGAAGACCAAAAAAAGAAUUCCUGCUCUCAAAAAUGGUUUCUGGACUUUUUCUUCAUAAGCACGCUUGGGUUUUGGUAAUAGCUCAAUCCUCUAAUCGUGGAUCCUCAAAGUCCAUUCCACGCUCAACCGUAUCCCCUAUGCAGAUGUUGCCCUUGAGAAUCGCUGUCACUGGGCGCUCAGCCUCUGCAUCCGGUGAGAAUCUCCCAUCCUCGUACAACA
Messenger RNA from Exophiala dermatitidis NIH/UT8656, 1075 nucleotides. RefSeq lists its product as uncharacterized. NCBI's taxonomy places the organism in Eukaryota, Fungi, Ascomycota, Eurotiomycetes, Chaetothyriales, Herpotrichiellaceae. The record is from RefSeq and is a predicted model, not a curated record. The coding region runs from base 364 to 651 and encodes 95 amino acids. The transcript has 2 exons.